This is a messenger RNA of Mesoplodon densirostris (Blainville's beaked whale), 1263 nucleotides long. It is a transcript of the gene AMBN, whose product is annotated as ameloblastin. NCBI's taxonomy places the organism in Eukaryota, Metazoa, Chordata, Mammalia, Artiodactyla, Ziphiidae. Bases 1 to 1263 code for a protein of 420 amino acids. Gene Ontology annotation, molecular function: structural constituent of tooth enamel. The transcript is spliced from 11 exons. The record is from RefSeq and is a predicted model, not a curated record. Gene Ontology annotation, biological process: odontogenesis of dentin-containing tooth.
AUGCCAGCAUUGAAGAUCCCACUUUUCAAAAUGAAGGACAUGAUACUGAUCUUGUGCCUCCUGAAAAUGAGUUCUGCAGUGCCGCUGUUUCCUCAGAAACCUAGGACACCAGGCAUGGCUAGUUUGAGCCUUGAGACAAUGAGACAGUUGGGAAGUUUGCAGGGAUUAAACAUGCUUUCUCAGUAUUCAAGAUUUGGCUUUGGGAAAUCAUUUAAUUCUUUGUGGAUGCAUGGUCUCCUCCCACCACAUUCCUCUUUCCUGUGGAUGAGACCAAGGGAACAUGAAACUCAACAGUAUGAAUAUUCUUUGCCUGUGCAUCCCCCACCUCUCCCAUCGCAGCCAUCCCUGCAGCCUCCACAGCCAGGACAGAAACCUUUCCUCCAGCCCACCACUGUAACCUCCAUCCAGAACACAGUCCAGAAGGGAAUACCUCAGCCUCCAAUUUACCCGGGACAGCCACCCUUGCAGCAAUCAGAGGGGCCAAUGAUUCAACAGGUGGCACCAUCAGAAAAGCCACCAAAGACCAAGUUGCCAGGAAUGAAUUUUGCUGAUCCACAAGAUCCAUCGAUGUUUCCAAUAGCCCGUUUGAUAUCUCGGGGACCGGUGCCACAAAAUAAACCACCUCCACUUUAUCCAGGAAUAUUUUACAUGUCCUAUGGAGCAAAUCAAUUGAACGCUCCUGCCAGACUUGGCAUCAUGAGCUCAGAAGAAAUGGCUGGAGGAAUAGGAGGCCCCAUGGCCUAUGGAGCCAUGUUCCCAGGAUUUGGAGGCAUGAGGCCCGGCCUUAGAGGGAUGCCCCCCAAUCCAGCCAUGGGCGGGGACUUUACUCUGGAAUUUGACUCCCCAGUCGCUGGAACCAAAGGCCCAGAGAAGGGAGAAGGAGGUGCACAAGACCCCCCUGUGCCGGAGGCCAACCCAGCCGAUCCGGAAAACCCAGCACUCCUUUCAGAGCUAGCACCUGGUGCCCUCGGAGGGCUUCUUGCUAAUCCUAAAGGCAAUAUCCCCAACCUAGCAAGAGGUCCUGCAGGGCAGAGCAGGGGACCCCUCAGGGUCACCCUAGCAGCCGCAGACCCACUGAUGACCCCUGGAUUAGCUGAUGUUUAUGAGACCUACAGUGCUGAUGAGACCACAACUCUGGGUCUCCAGGAAGAAACCACCGUGGAUUCCACAGUGACCCCUGACAGUCAGCACACAUCAAUGCCAGGAAACAAGGCCCAGCAGCCCCAGAUUAAGCAUGAUGCAUGGCAUUUCCAAGAGCCCUGA